AAUAUAUAGUAUUUAUCAUAAAUGGUUUAACGAAAUUAAGAGCUUUCUGACUUCAGUGUUUCCCGCUGUUUGUCGAGAACUCGAUUUCUCGAUUUACAUGUUUGACUGUUUAACGAAUACUUCAAACAUUUUGGGCCUAAGUUUUAUGUGAAAUGGCGGUGAAUGUGGCUAGAAGGAAGUUAGUGCGCGUGCACACAAUAACAGCGCGUGUAUACACAUGAAAUUACUGUUUAGUCAAAUUAUGUUCAUUUUAAAUGAAUCGCUAAAUAGUUAAACAUCAAAGGUGACCAUUGGUAGGUAAAUUGUUAUAGUGGCUUACUGUAGAUUUUACUGUACAGAAUAUAAUUACCGUCGUACUGCUUAUACUUCUCAGUGGUACCCUCAUUUUAUUUUUAUUUUUUGUCACAAAGGCUGUACUAACUCUAAACAUGGAUAUGUUGAUGUUCUUACCUGGUAAAAAAAAAUUAAGAGCAUAUUAGUGAUAUAAAAAAAAACUUGCUAUAUUUGUUAUAGGAGUCCUCAUAAGAAUAGCCGUUAUGUAUGUUAUUGUAUGUUGUCGCAAUAUAUGCAGUCAUAUAUCUUUUUAUGCUCUUAUCUGUUUCAUUUAAACAUUAGAGCCCUCAUGUAAUCUGAUAGAGCUAAACAAUUACAUUCACCAGAUGUAAUUGUUUACAUUAGUCACUCUUGGCAGGUCCUAUUUUUCAGGUCCAAGUUAUGCUGGGCCUCCAUAAUGCACCAAUGCUUGCUGGAUCUUUCUUGGCCCAGAGUCAAACUCCUGGCCUGCAUUUACAAGCGAAGCAGCACUGGUCCAAGUCCACCCUUAAACGAAAAACCUUUUGUUCCUCCUGUGCAAAUAUGACUGUAUUAAGAUGAGCUCACUAUAUAGAAAAUGUAUAGAAAGAUUGCAGCUUAGUAGAACAUUAUUAUAAUAUACAUGCUUUUAGAUUUGUUGACUUUGGCCAUGUUUAGUAAACCUAUGUUGGAUAGCAUUGGGAAAUGGAGAAGAAUGUUUUUCGUGAGGUGUCAAAUACACAUUUCUAUUAUUGAUUCAUGAGAAAACUGUUUUCCGAAUUAAUUUUAAUUUGUCAAAGAACCCAGUAAUGUUUACAGAAAAACUGGGAUAACAUUAAUAACAAUGGCUUAGCUCUGAAUUUUCCUGGGUAAUUAUUCUUUUAAAAUGCAAGGAGUUUAUAGAACAUCUCAGUUUAAUGGAAAUAAUGUACAGCAAAGAGAGGACUAUGCAUUCUUACUGUAACUGACUGUUUCUUCAUUGAAGUUAAUAUUGAGGAAGUAACUAGAAAAAGGGAAGUUGUUAGACAUUAGACAAGAGGUAUGACUGAGUACUUGGAGCUGCAUUUAAAUGUGUGCCUGCAGAUGUUUUUUUGCAAUCUUUUAGAAUGUGUAGUUGAGGACUGGAAUGCUUUCCUGAGAAGCAGCCACCGGUUCUCUUAAGGAACUCUUGCCUGUGUUUUCUGAGUUCCUUUUAGCAGUCGUUACUAAAGGCUUUGGAAUUUCAUUAAUCUCUGUGAGAGAAACAGAGCAGCAGAAGCUGUACAGUCACCAACUGUAUGUUUUGUUACAGUUUAGUUCAAGAUUUCCACAGCAAAGGUUAUUAUGGAUUAAAGUUUAUAGUGUGCACUAUUAGUUACAUGUUUAUUAGAUAUGUGUAGACAUUUAGGGUGCAAAACUCCUCUAAAGCAUAAUUGUUUAGGUUUCUGGUGACACUGACAGGUUCAGUUUGCAUGUAAAUGAAAAGACUUUAGUGUUGAUUACUUGACCUGCAAAAUGAAUUUGCAGAAUUUGAUAAUCAGUCAUUGCCAUUUCUCCAGUUAGUAAAAUGCCAUGCUUGUCAGUGCAGAAAGUUGGAACAGAAGUUAAAAAAUGACCUUAGAGUUGCACAGACUUCUUUUGCAAAAAGUGAAAUAUUCUCAGGACUGCAUGAGCAAUAUAUGGCAAUAGUGAAGUACAUUGGAGAUUCAUUUCAGGUAUAGGGUUUCUAGAAAUGAAGUUUGGAAUAUGGUCAGAAUUGGUGGUGUGCCCCAAGCUGAGACGUAUAGGCCGAUUCUUAUCUGUUUUACAGUCUGUUUCCAGAUUCAUUCACAGCUUAAAACAAUCCAUCCAAAACAAAGCAGAAUUUCUGUCAAGCUUUUAAUAAUAUGAAGAGGCAAUUAAAAACAUGAAAUUUAAAAAUCAAAACCAGCAAAUUGCAAAGCAAAAAACAACUUCACCCCAAAAAACACUGGUCACAGUGACAUCUUAAAAGAAACCUUAAAAUCUUGAACCUUGAACUAGUAACUUUUGACAGUUUUUUUUGUCACACAGUUAAUCUGUUGCACAUAAUGUUGUGGCUAAACUGACUAAAUAUUUCAGCUCUAGACAGAAUGAGUAAAUGAGAAAAUGAUUGGCAGACGAACUGAUAAUUUGUACUAAUUGUUGCCUUUUUUAUGAGUCAUAAUAUGUGAAGUUGGUGACUAAUAGAGUACCAAAAACAAAAUUCUAAAUGCUUUGACUGUCUACAAUGUCUGUACCUGUGUCCUUAAGCUUAUGCCGGUUUAGCAGAGAUAUUGUUGUCAUGACAAACAGUUUCCUUAUCAGUAGGGGUGGAGUGAGCAACUUCCAUUGAGCUUUUCGAUUAAGGCAUGUACCAGAACCUGUCAAGUGGUGUUCCGAGUUUCCUGUAGUGGUUUUUAUAUGACUAAGUUGUUUUUCUGCUCAAGAGAAAAGCAAGUGAGAUUAUUUCAGAUAGAGCCAUCAGAUUAUUGACAGCUCAUACGCUUGCCUCAGUCUAAACACUGUUUUCGGAAAUAAUUUUUCGCAAGAAGAUGCUCAUAAUGUGAGUUUUCACACUGCCACAUUUUCAUAAAGAAAGAAACUCUUUGUUGUUUUAACAACAGGACAUAUAGUGGAGAAUGUGGGCGUGUGACAUGACAUGUGACGGGCUCUUGAAUGUUGGCUUGCUACAGGGCACGCACUUAUUAGAAUAUCAGAGCAAAUGAAAGGCCACAAAUCCCUUCACAUUUAGUGGUGUGAAUGUGUACAGAAAGUUGACUGUCCAUUCCAGGUGAUUAUCAGACUACCUGGUUUAAAGUGCACAGAGAAUUGAAAUUGUUUUUCACCCAUUAAAGAAACUUUUUUAACUGAUGUUUUGCUUUUUGAACAAAUUUGAAUUCAGUGCUGUGCUGUACGAAUCAUAUCCUUUACUUAUUCCUCAUUAAAACCCUGUAUCUUGAUAGUAUGCAAAGAUUGAAAGGAUUUAGAUAUUACCACUACUUGCAUCACAGUUCAUAGUUCACAUUUUAUGUUUGUCACCAUACCCAUAAGCAAACCUGAUCCUUUAAUUGGUAGUACUCAAGAGGGCAGAGCAAGUAAACCAGCCCUGUUAGAGGGAGCAGAAGGAGGGGGGAAUAUGGGGAAGUGUAGAUGCAUUUCCCAUAAGUCAUAGUCAGCCAGCUCCUCCCCCCAGUUGGCUGAAAGCCAGCAUCAGGAGAGCAGAAAGCAAAGCGGCAGCGACUGAGCCGAGUCGUUACUGAAAAGUCGAACAUGAAGGCACGCAAACGGAGCACCUAGUUCGUGUCGAUGACAGGUUAUUCAGAACAAAUACUUGAGAAUGCAGUUCAGACUGGCAUCUAUUGGUAUGUCUGCCCGCUACGUCGGCUCACACAUACAGAGUCUGUUUUUGUGCCUGUUUGUUGCAGUGGGGUUUUCUCUAUUUCCUUUCCACGUAAAUUCAUUGGGGUGUGGUGGUGCAGCGUCUUAAGACGGAAGUGACAGUUGAGUUGCUUCGCUCUAGAUAAUCUUGCGGUGCAUGAAGUCUGCGUACAAGAUUUAGAAGAUAACAUGGCGGUGAGACAGAGGCUCUUCAACUCAACAGCGCCUUUCACUGGACCACCAAAAGCUGACCUGAAGGGGACAUAUCCAUCAUGCUCCAAUGCAGAGCAGGAGACUGAGGAGGCGCAAGAUGAGGGGAAGGAUGGCAAAAUGGGAUUUACGCAAAAGUGGUCUGCUGAUAAACUCACUAAACUCCUGACACAUGGAACUGCAGAACAAGUGGAAGAAAUGCAGUUCAAGACCUCAACCAUUGUUGCUCAGGCAGAAUGUGAAACCCAGGACUCCCAAGAGUUCAGCCCGUCCUGUUAUGACCGCUCCUUCCGUGCCUUCCCUAAAUGCUUAACCACCAGUCUUUCAUCUGACCAAAACAAUGUGGCGUGCCAAACAAUGGCCACCAUCCAGGAAGCAAGCACAUCAAUACUCUCCUCAAGAAAGAGUACCCAUAGGAGACAGAAACGUAAGGGGAAGAGGAAGAAGCAGCAGAAGAAGAAGGACAAGCAGCGACAGAGACGUCGAAUGCCUUCUGGAGUGCCUGAACAAGAAAGUGGAAGUUCUCUGAUCCCGAUCCUGGGGGACUCUUCUGUUGAAGAGAGAAGCGAUCUCAGCACCUCUUGCUGUAGCAGCUUUGAAAGUUCAGAGGAAGACGACCGAAGGGCUUCUUUUUACAGCCAACAAGUUUACAACAAAGGCUCAAGCUGUUCCCCUUUGAACUGGCCAGUUUUGGGUAACCUCUCCAGUGUUCGGUCAUAUGAGCACAACAGCAGCUCAGACUCUCUUAGCAGUGUGGGAGACUGCUCACUGGCCCUUGCUGGGCUCAGAGGCUGUGUCAGUCAGGGGGAUCCAUGCUACACAGGGCCAUUUUUCAAAGAAGUGGAGAGGGAGACUAGAGAAGACGAAGACGAGUUCUCGGAAGCUGACUCUGUUAGCAAUGAGGGACUCAUUUUUUAUCAUGAAAAAAUUCAGCCUGUGGACUCAGAAUACAAAGAAGGGAGAGAGUAUGUCCUCCAGCACUUCAUCAAGGAAGGCUCCUAUGGUGAAGUACACAGUGCUGAAGAUGUGAACAGUGGGUUCAAAUUUGCUGCCAAAAAGAUUGCCCUGAAGAGGUUCAACAGUGAGGAGGUGGGUGCGUGGAGUGCCCUCAGAUCUCCUCGUGUGGUGAAGCUCUUUGGAGUGGUUAGAGAGGGGCCUAAUGUCGUCCUUCUGAUGGAACACAAAGCUGGCUCUUUGGGCCAGCUGAUAGUGGAACGUGGUCGACUGCCAGAGGAUUUAAGUCUCCACUACCACUCUCAAGUUUUAACAGCGUUGGAGUACUUAGUGAAGAAAAGGGUGGUGCAUCUCGAUAUUAAAGCCGACAACGUGUUGCUGUCGGACGAUGGUAGAGACACCUUCCUAUGUGACUUUGGACAUGCCGAAAGGCUCGACAAUCAGGGUCAGAGCCUCAGUAGGUCCAAAGAUCUGAAGGGCACAGAGACUCACAUGGCCCCUGAAAUAAUAAAAGGAGAACCCCGCGGAGCUAAAGCAGAUGUGUGGAGCAGCUGCUGUAUGUUACUGCACAUGCUCAAUGGUUGUCAGCCUUGGACAAGAUACUAUAAUUGUCGCCUUUACUUGAAGAUUGCUAACGAGCCCCCGCCUCUGAGAGAGAUCCCACCUGACUGUGGCUCUCUCACUGCUGAAGUUAUAAAAGCAGGACUCCAGAAGGAUCCACUGAAGAGAUCAUCAGCAACUGACCUCAGAGAAAAAACUGACAGAGCUCUAAGAGAAGUUGGAGGACUCACCAACCCAGUGAAGGGUCCCUAUUUAGAGCCCUUGCUUAACACCAACAAACCAAGUGACUCCAUGCAACUCAUCAGCAGCAGUGCUGACUUUGAGGAUGAAGAGAUGCACCAAGAGUCCAUGGAAAAGCUGAUCACAACAGGGAGGAGGACAAAGAAACUGACUGAUGAGGAAGAGGCAGACGCUGAUUCUAAGAAAUCGAAACGAGGCUCGCCUCAUGAACCACAAAUGCUGAUCUCGGAGCUGAGCCACAAGAGGGACAACAAAAUCACCACGGUACCUGAACUUGAGCUACGGAAGCUGGUUGGAGAUUUCUAUCUGAGCAGCCUCUCCCAGCUUCAUUCUGCUGAGAUGCAGGAGCAGUUGUUGUCUUGCCUCAGCAGUGACCCUUACUCGAACUGGGAACCAUGGGACAAAAAGGACUCUGGCCGCUGGUCUCUGAGCCCAGGAGACGACCUCAGCUCCGGUGUCUUCUCCUACAAUAGCCAGCCAGAUGUGCAGGUGUUCAGUUUGGAUUUCCUGGGUCACACACAGCAGCCACCACCUUGCUGUUUUGAAGGGGUGGAUGUCUGCAUCAGAGACUUUAGUGAUAAGAAAAUCCGGAUCAGAGAGAUGCGUCGGGUGAAGGUGGGCCAUAUUGCCACUGGAAUCAGUGAUCAGAUCUCUGAGAGGGUUUACACACUGAAAACUGAGCACGGCCAGCAGAUUGGUCACGAUGAGGAGGUACAAGAGUCCGGCCUGGAGCUCCGCUGUUUUCCAGCUCCAGACUUCAGCACUUCUUGGAGAUGGAGAAUCAAAGAUGGCAUGCUGGAAACACGAUAGAGCCCUCAGCUACUUUAUUCCAGCUGCAAUUUCAUAUUAACCGCUCAUCAUUUCAUGUUGUGCUUCGAACAAGUGUCUUUGGCUUUUGUUGAUGUGUGAGGGACCAUAAAACAUUUGUGAGCCUCCACUUUAACAAACUGCUUUUGCCUAAAAUAUCGUAAAUUAAAAAUAAAAUGAAAUAUAAAAGAGGAUUGAUUUUUAGCAUUGUGUCUUGUAAUGUUGCAUGUGUCAAUGUUUAUGUUGAGUCAAUAAAUAGAAAACUGUGAAGUCUGUGAAAAAA
Haplochromis burtoni (Burton's mouthbrooder) is the source of this 6703-nucleotide messenger RNA. It is a transcript of the gene map3k14a, whose product is annotated as mitogen-activated protein kinase kinase kinase 14a. The record is from RefSeq and is a predicted model, not a curated record. The transcript is spliced from 16 exons. Gene Ontology annotation, biological process: positive regulation of canonical NF-kappaB signal transduction; protein phosphorylation. Gene Ontology annotation, molecular function: ATP binding; protein kinase activity. Lineage: Eukaryota; Metazoa; Chordata; Actinopteri; Cichliformes; Cichlidae. Bases 3838 to 6423 code for a protein of 861 amino acids.